AUGUUUGCAUUCACUAUGAGUCAGCGUGCUAAACUUUGCCCUACAAACGCACAACCCCAACCAUAUUUUAACUCGAGUGAGCAAGCCACUGCCUUUCCAUUACACCUACCACGGUACCACCACCACCACCAACAACAUCACAGCAUCAGUGACAAGUUCGAAGCACCUCAACCUUGCACCACGCUUACCAUAUUGACAUCACAAAUGCACGGCGUCAAGUACAAGUUACCUUUCGGGUUUAGGCAAGGCCUACGAGCCUGCGUUCACAACUUCAAGUCCGAGUCUGUGCCUGAUUCGCUUUCGGUCCCUGCCAAGACCCACACUAGCUCUUUGCCUACUACCUCGCAUCAAAAGCGCACACUCUCUAGAAUCAAGGCCUCCAAAAAAUUCUUCAAUCAUAUCACGAGGUUGUUCAAGCCUUCUCAGACAGCAGAUACUGUAUCCCCUGGACACGCCGACGACGCUCAUUCUCUUCCAAAGCCUGCAUUCAAGGAUGAUGUGCGCCUGACACUCGAUCUACCCGAAGACGCCUCAGAACUAAAUGCGGAAGAUAUAAUCUUUGUUAUACAAGGAUUUGGUACACCGAAUCCGAAACUACUCUGCCCUCCUCCCUCGUCCACUCUCACAGAAUCAUCGGACGAACACACCGCCAAUACACACACUACUAGCCCGGUCCAACGUAUAUCACUCAGUUCCAAUUGCCCAGGCACAUCUUCCGGCACACAAACCGUUUGCUCUAAGCCUUCAAGCAAUCGCUCAUCUAUCGCACCGCAGGAUUCAGUGAAUGACAGCAAUCACUCGGCACUCACAGAAGUGACAUCUGUAAGUGACACGUCUAUCACUGCCAACCACAAUCUUGGAGUGCCUCCAGCGCCCUUCCGCCCACUUUCUCAAUCCUCAAGUGCUAGCUCUAUUGAACGGCUGGUUAUCAUCGAUCAGAACAAAUUGCAAUCAGAGAGGGAAUCUGGUAUGGACAGCAUUGGCCAGAAUGACAUCUCAAGCAACACUGCAUUCUUUGGCGUCCCUAUUGAACAGGAGGACCCCACUUCUGUAUCAAUGAAGGCCGACGAGGAAGACACGAUGCUUGACCUCCAGGUUCAAGGAUAUUGCGACAAGGAACCUGAAGACAAUGACAAAGUUGUCAAUCAGGACUACAAUAACGAAAACAAUUAUGAAGACGAGGAGGAAGAGGAGGAAGAGACAGGCGAGACUGAAGGGCGGUGCGAUUGGGACACUAUUCGUUCGAUCUCUGACGAAUGCUUGUGUCGCCUACUUCUAAAUACGCUCGAUCACUCUAAUUCUCUAACAUUAGAUUGUGUGAGCACUCUCCGUCGCUCUGAGGGUUCUUUCAACAUGGCUGCUCAUAUGGGUCUCUUCCGUAACGGAAAGGUUGAGGAGUAUGUGAUUCGCAUUCCAGCACAUGGCACAGAAGCUCUUUGGACAGGAAUCGACAGUCAUUUAUUGGAAGCACAGGUGGGUCUGAUGAAGCAGAUUGAACUCAAUUGCUGGUCGGUGCCCGUACCCAAGAUCUUCGGCCAUUCGUCCUCUCUCGACAAUUGUCUUGGGGCUCCUUAUAUCUUAAUGGAGAAGCUGAGUGGGUAUCGGGCCUCUGAAAUCUGGUUUGAUGAUACAGACUACGACGACCGUUGGCUCGAUGCCGAUUGCCCUUCUGAAGAGACUCAUCGCAAGCGUGUCAAUUUCUUGGACUCCUUGGCUCGAGCUAUGGUGGAUCUCCAAGAGCUGGAAUUCGAUAUGAUCGGGCUUCCCUGGAUUCCCACGCCCUAUUAUCUCAGUGAGGCACCUAAUGCCUCGUCACAAGAUGUGACGACCGGACCUACUUACCAUUGGCCUUACAAGGACGAUGUUCAUAAAGUAGUAGAGCGAGGUCCAUUUGAGUCAACUCAAGCAUACAUCAAAGCAGCACUGGACGCCCAUUUGAAUCGCGAGGAACUCUCUAAGCACCCCGAUUUAAGUACGAGUAUGCAGGUCCAGAAUCGACUCGCUGUCCGCAAAAUUCUGGAUAUGGUCUUCUCUGCACCCGCUUUCAAUCCCUCGGCUAAGCUUGAGACAUUCACUAUUUGUCACACGGAUCUUGAUUUGCAAAACAUUCUGGUUGAUGAAAAUGGCUGUGUUACAGGAAUUGUCGACUGGGAUGGCGCUUUUGCCGCCCCACGCUGCAUUGGCACCGCAGCAGUCCCGAGGUUUUUGCAACAAGACUGGUUCCCUGACGAUGAUGGGGAAGCCAUUGAAGAAUCCCCGUACAUGGGCUUGAAUUCGGAAUACUACCGCAGCAUCUAUGCAGCAGCAUUUUCCCGCCACCAGAUGGAACAAAAUCCGGAUGCGAACCUUGAGGACACAGAUGCACGCUUCACUCUCAAAUCGCCGAUCUACCAGGCUGCUUUUGCUGCAAUUUAUGAAGGUGGGAGCCUUUGGAAUUUCACGGACAAGCUCUUGCGUGAGAUUCCAGAUUUUAGGAUUGACACCACCACCUUCAAAGUCAAGCUCGGAGCUGGAUGGCCAAAGGCAGAAAUUUGGCUGGAGAAGCGCAUUCAAAAAGUUUGUGCAACUACCAUGCCAGAUGACAUGGACUCUGAGUUCGGUUCAUGA
Messenger RNA from Periconia digitata, 2607 nucleotides. Lineage: Eukaryota; Fungi; Ascomycota; Dothideomycetes; Pleosporales; Periconiaceae. The record is from the annotation of a GenBank genome assembly.